AUGCGCGUGCAGAAAUGGAUGAUUCAAGUGGCGUUCGCACUGUGCGCUCUACUGACUUUUGCUAACUGCCUGGAACAAAACGCCUCGACGCAGUGCGUCGAAAACGAAGUUUGCUCAACGAACAACGCUCACGUCUGCCGAAACAACACGUAAGUUGGGGGCGAUCAGACAUUAGUUUUGGUUGACUAGGGGGUCAUUUUUGUCGAAUUUUCGAAAAAAACGUUAGAAAUGCGUGUUCUAACAUUGUACGAAGCAUGAAAUAAAUUUGAAGACUUUUAGAGCUGAAGCUCGGGCGCAGGUCGGAGGAUUUUUUGAAUAUUUUUCGAAGCGACAGCUAAAAAUUGCGCAAUAUGUCUUGGAAAACGGUACACUAACUUUUUAUGAAGAUUGAACUAAUUUUGAAACUUUUAAAGGCGAAGGGCGGGCGCAGGUCGGAAAAAAUUUCAAUCUUUUUUUUCAAUAUUUUGAGAGAAGUUAUUUUAACAUCUCUAAAGAAAUAUACACGUCUUUUGAUCUCCCAAAAAUCCCUCCUUUCAGUUGCGUAUCAGUCUGCUCUCUACGGGGCAUGAAGGAAUGCGUCUGUGACACCGAAGAGGACAACUACUGCUACCUGUGCUGCGGCAACGACGAGAAUCGCUGCCAACCCGCGCACGAGCACGGGAUCCUCCGCGCGAACGGCGAGCGCUGGGAGCGCGAGUCGUGCGCGCGCUGCCGCAUGAAUGGCGCCGAAAUGGAGGGCCUCGCGUGCGACGACCACGACACACAGCGCCUCUGCCUCCAAGGCAAAUGCUCCAAGUCCGUGUGCCACGACAAGCAGCAGGGCGCGUUCUGCGACCGCAAACUGGAGAAGAUUUGCGUGGACGACAUUUGCGAGAACCCCUGCGCCAAGAUUCAGCCCCAUUUGAUGGUGUGCGACUGUCCGGCCAUCGAUCCGGACACGGGCUUCGCCAGCGAGGAUCGAUGCCAGCUUUGUUGCUACGACUUUAAUGUGGUAGGUGGAGUCGAAAAAUAAAUUUUUCAAGUAUUUGUGAGAUUUUUUCAUAGGCCGAAAAAAAUUAGUCUCGAACAUGAAACUUUGGAAAUGAGGAUAAAAAAAUUCUAGACAUCAGAAAAAAUUUUCAUUUUUCAUUUUCUGUGGUAUUCGGUGAGACGAUUUUUAGGACUUGAAAUUUUCAUUUUCUUUUAUUUUUUCGACUGCACAGUGCAACCCCAAAAAUAGGCCAAAACUCCAACUGCACCGUGCGUUUUCAAAAAUAGGCCAAAAAUCCGACCGAACUGUGCAAUUCCAAAAAUAGGUUAAUGAUUCGACUGCACAUUGCAAGCCCAAAAAUAGGCUAAGAACCAGUGUGCACAGUGCAGUACUAUAAAUAGUCUAAAAAUGCAACUGCACCGUGCAACCCCAAAAAUAGGCCAAAAAUCCGUCUGCACCGUGCAAUUUAAAAAAUAGGCUAAAAAUUCGACUGCACAGUGCAUGUUGGCGACUUCACUGAAACCGCCAAUUCUUUCCCACGAAUUUGCAUAAAGUCAAAGGACAAAGUCUUCAUAAGAUCAAUUUCCCCUAUUCUCAGAAGUCGGUGUCUCGCGCUCCUCUAGUGAGCGGUUGUGUGUGUUUCUCGUGUAUUGCCCAAUAAAUAUUCUCCUAUUGUCUACAAAUCGUUUAUAGUGCAAUCAAGAAAAAAAAGUUUUGCGCUUUCCAAAAACUUCAACGCAAAAUUAUCAACCUUUACAAACCUUCAUUUUCAACUUUCAGAAACCCUCAUCUCGCCGUUGCCAAAGCGCCUUCCGCAAGUACCACAUCUCGACGCCGCAGGGUCGCCCAAUCUGGCGUGUGGGGCUGGACUGUGCGGGCGGGAAGACCUGCAACCGCUAUGGAAUUUGCACCUCGGGCGCUGCGGACCACACCGGCCCUUUGGCGGGUCUAUGGCAGACCAGCGGAGGUCGAACAUUGCUCAUUAUUGUGUUCAUAAUUUUUGCGCCCGCCAUCAUAUGA
This is a messenger RNA of Bursaphelenchus xylophilus (pine wood nematode), 1990 nucleotides long. The record is from the annotation of a GenBank genome assembly. NCBI's taxonomy places the organism in Eukaryota, Metazoa, Nematoda, Chromadorea, Rhabditida, Aphelenchoididae.